CACACGAACACGGUUGUGGGCGAGAACAGACUGAACACAAAGCUCACAACUGAAAUUCAAGUUGACUUUCUGUCCUCAUUUAGAUGCGCUGACUGUAUAAGAUCAAGGGAUUGCAAGAUGGCGUCAGUAACUCAUCUCCUGGUGGCCGCAUUUGUCGUAAUCACUAUUGCUUUUGCCAAGAAAGAUCGGGGAAGUUUCUCCUUCAGGUAUUUGCCCCGCCCCUUGUGCCCGGAAAACGCCGUGUGCGCCGAGGUAAAUACACUGAGCAGGAAACCCUGGGACGAGAAUGACGUCUCACUGCCGCUCUUUACCUCAUUCAUAUGCAAAUGUCCGGAGGAUCAGGAAUGCCCUACACAUCCGGGCACCCACACGUUGCAUGUUGGGAAGGGGAGAUGGUAUUCCAUGUGUAAGCCUAUCUGUUCAUUCGAGAAAUGUGAGAGGCGGGCUAUAGCGGAGGAGGUCCUGUACAAGGCCAAGGACUUUGGGGGCCGUACUUAUACCAAGGUGAACUGCCUGUGUCCAGGCCACGAAAACAGCGACAUGACCGACGAGGAGGCGGCCACGAUGUUCCGGGAGAGUAAGACUGACGACCCCCGGGCCGAUGUGGUCUACCAGAGGACAUGCACAUCCUAUCACCCAACUUGGAAGAGAGCAGACGAUGAGCUAGAGAUCGAAGAGUUGGAGAAGCGCAGAAGUCUGAGGAGUGAAUUAUUCAAAAAAUGGAAUUAGAAAAACAUCGAAAAAAAGGAUAGGGAACCUAAACGAUAAAUUAUGGGGUGCAUGCUAAGAACGGCGUAUAUUAAGUUAUGAAUAUGGUAAUAAUCCGUGCAUUUUUAUGGAAGAUCUGGUAAAUGUACAUUCUGAUUGGAGAUGAUGAAAUGUAGCUUUUGGACUUACAAUCAACAACGAAUUAGUACAUGUAUUUCCAUUUUCAAUACUUUAACAAUUAAAGGGUGGCUUUGUCCAGGUAUUAAGGCAUAGAAGCUGGUGGCAGUUUUGUCUCGAUAAUUGUGACGUAGUAAAGGACAGAAUAAAUGAGUUCACAGUUUUGGACCGUCUUGAUACAGUGAUAGUGCCAUUCGGCGUAUAAUUUGCAAAGUCUAUUUAAGCAUUUAUAUGAACAGUUAGAAUAAAACCCUGACGGAGGUAAAUUGACAAUAGGCCGUAAUUAUCCGGUUACGUGUGACUAUUUGCCAACUAUCACAAUGUCGUCGCUGCUCUGAUUUUACCAUCUGUGCUGUAAGUCUUUUAUUAUAUUAUAUGAACUCAUGACAAAUAAUAUUGUAACGCUUAAGGAGUAAAAUAUACGUUUUCCACUUUAUGGCAUGUUUUACUGGUGUUCACCAAGUUAUACGAAAUAUCUGUUCUCGCCAUAUUUUACUAACGGUGCACGAUGUCAUACCCUAAUGUCAAAUACAUCCUCCACAGUCAGUGAGCGUGAAAUCCCUCAAACUAACCUGUUCUCAUACCUUUAUGAUUGUUGAAAGCUUUUUUAAGUACAUCGAGCAUGUUUACUGUUAACGUUAUUCUGACAUUUGGCGAUUAAUAAAUGUAUUAUUCACUCCAGGCUUUCAGUUAAUAUAUUUUAUAUUCGAUAAUAUUGUCUUAAUGCCGCGUACAUUCAAGAAAGUUAAUUUACAAGAUAAGAAAAUCGUACCAUGCCCAGAGAAAAAAAAUCUACAAAUCGGCUCAUUAGUCCAGAGCCGAAUCAGGAGAGAG
Molecule: messenger RNA, 1719 nt
Organism: Liolophura sinensis
Lineage: Eukaryota; Metazoa; Mollusca; Polyplacophora; Chitonida; Chitonidae
Exons: 6
Coding region: 118-729 (203 amino acids)
Source: RefSeq, a predicted model, not a curated record